Molecule: messenger RNA, 1236 nt
Organism: Mytilinidion resinicola
Lineage: Eukaryota; Fungi; Ascomycota; Dothideomycetes; Mytilinidiales; Mytilinidiaceae
Exons: 2
Coding region: 423-1052 (209 amino acids)
Source: RefSeq, a predicted model, not a curated record
GCAAAUCGAACCCUUCCACGCCCCUGACCACGCAAAAAGCCAGCGCCAACACCGCCGAAAUAGCAAUCCCGUCACAGCUGUCGCAGAUGUGAUUUGAUAGCCGCCGGCCGCUGAGGUCUGCUGGGACCCGUCCGGCAAGAAUGAGGGCAUGGGAGGGGAAGGGAGGCAGGCGCUCAAAUAUAGAGAGCCCAUCCCGCUGUUGUGGAGGCGAGCACAUUAUCCAUCCUGAACGUGAAAGAAGCUGGGUCCUGUACGAGUCGAGUUGAUCUCUCUCCCUGAUAGAAUAUCUCUGGCUGUGCCUCUCCCAGAUCUUCAACUCUGUUCUUUUCUUCCGGAACUCGUACGACCGCUGGACGACCUCUAUUCUGCUCUACAUAUCUCUACUUCACAUCCUCCACGGUCUAUCAUCUCUUCCCGCAGCCAUGCGCAACUCCUCCGCCUCCCAUUUCCUCGCCCUCCUCUCCUUCGCUCUCCUCACAGCCGCACAAUCCACCAUCCAAAGCACACAUACCCUCCAAAUCACCCACACCGCCGCCGCUACCUCCGCCGCCGCCGCCGCGACCUCGGCACCCGCCGCCGAGGGCUACAAUGGCGGGACCGACAACCCAGAAGACCCCUCCGACGCCGGCGCUAGCGGCUCCUCGCAAGGCGCCUUCUCGCUCUCAAAAGGCGCCCUCGCCGCCAUCAUCGUCGUAGUCGUAGUCGUAGUAAUCGGCGGAGCCGCAUCAGCAACCCUCUUCUACCUGGCCAAGAAGCGUCAAUGGGACGUGCGCCAGUCCAUCCGCCGCGCCUCGCGCCGCCUCACCGGCCGCAGCAUCCCCGCCAAGACGCCGACGCGGUCACAGAACCGGCGGACGGGCGUGCGGAUCGCGAGCCCGCCGCCGAGCGCGAAGAUGUUCAUGCCGAAGGGCGGCAGUGGGCGCGAUGUGGAGAAGGGGCUAGGUGGGGAGAAGGCGAGCGGGCCCAGGACCACGACGACGAUCACGAGCCAGUUUGAGGUCGAGACGCCGCGGCAGAAGGGGUGGAAGGGGUAUUUUGGGGGCGCGCGGUAGGGCUACUUCGGGGCUUUGUUGAUACAUGGGUGUCAAAAGGGAAUGGGGGAUGAAGAGGGUGUGUGGUAGCAUUGGUUCACUUCGUUUCUUCUCUUGUCUUGGUCGCGUUCGGGCGCAGCAUCAACCGGUCUUCUUCUCUUUGGUUCGCCACGGUAUUUUGCGACGGUAUUUGAGAUAUCCAGAC